Messenger RNA from Abrus precatorius (Indian licorice), 1461 nucleotides. Its product is annotated as 7-deoxyloganetin glucosyltransferase-like. Bases 1 to 1461 code for a protein of 486 amino acids. Gene Ontology annotation, molecular function: UDP-glycosyltransferase activity. The transcript is spliced from 3 exons. Lineage: Eukaryota; Viridiplantae; Streptophyta; Magnoliopsida; Fabales; Fabaceae. The record is from RefSeq and is a predicted model, not a curated record.
AUGGGUACCCGUAAAAUUUACCCUCAACGGAAACCUCAUGCUGUGUGCAUUCCAUACCCAGCACAAGGCCACAUAAACCCAAUGCUCAAACUAGGAAAGCUUCUUCAUGUUAGAGGUUUUCACAUAACCUUUGUUAACACAGAGUAUAACCACAAACGCCUUCUAAAAUCGAGAGGUCCUAAUUUACUCAAUGGGGUCUCAUCAUUUAGCUUUGUGGCCAUCCCUGAUGGUCUACCAGAGCCUGAUGGGGAUGCAACACAGGAUAUAAGUUCCCUGUGCGAGUCUACGAAAAGGACUUGCUUAACUCCUUUCAGAAACCUCUUUUUCAAACUGAAUAAUUGCUUAGAUGUCCCUCCCGUGACUUGCAUAGUUUCUGACGGUGCCAUGAGCUUCACUUUGGAUGCUGCCAAAGAAUUAGGCAUUCCUGAGGUACUUUUCUGGACCACAAGCGCGUGUGGCUUCAUGUGUUACAUGCAAUAUCGCCGACUCGUUCAAUUGGGCUUCACACCCCUCAAAGAAUCAAGUUACAUGACAAAUGGGUAUUUGGAUACCUCCAUCGAUUGGGUACCAGGCAUCAAAGAAAUCCAACUAAAGGACGUGCCUAGCUUCAUAAGAACCACAAACCCACAAGAAUUCAUGAUGGAUUUCAUACAAGGGGAGUGCGAGAGAGCUCAAAAAGCUUCAGCAAUUAUUGUGAACACGUUCGAUGCCUUAGAACACAACGUUUUGGACGCAUUUUCAUCCAUUUUGUUACCACCCAUCUACUCCAUUGGUCCCUUGAAUCUACUCUUAAAUAAUGCUGUCACUAAUGAGGACUUGAAAACAAUUGGGUCCAACCUAUGGAAAGAAGAGUCACAAUGUCUAGAAUGGCUUAACUCAAAGGAACCAAAUUCGGUGAUUUAUGUGAACUUUGGGAGUAUCACGGUUAUGACAAGUGACCAAUUGGUUGAGUUAGCUUGGGGACUUGCCAAUAGUAACAAGACCUUUUUGUGGGUCAUUAGGCCUGAUCUUGUUGCAGGGGAAAACUCAAUUUUACCCUUGGAGUUUUUGAAAGAGACUAGAAAUAGAGGCAUGUUGUUAAGUUGGUGUCCCCAAGAAGUUUUGGGUCACCAUGCUGUUGGAGGUUUCUUGACACAUUGUGGUUGGAAUUCAACCUUGGAGAGUGUGUGUGAAGGGGUUCCAAUGUUGUGUUGGCCUUUCUUUGCGGAGCAGCAAACCAAUUGUAGGUUUUGUUGCAAGGAAUGGGGUGUUGGGUUGGAGAUAGAUGAUGUUAAGAGGGAGAAAAUUGAAGGACUUGUAAGGGAAUUGAUGGAGAGGCAAAAGGGUCAAAAGAUGAAAGCUAGGGCUUUGGAGUGGAAGAAAUUGGCAAAAUAUGCUGCUUCUAGUCCACACGGAUCUUCUUUUGUUAAUAUGGACAACAUGGUUGGCCAUGUUCUUAAGGGCAAAAUUGCUAAGAACUAG